AUGGAUCCAUCGCUCCAAAUAUCUCAGAACCUUUCUGGUUGUUCCAGUUUAGMGCAUAAUCCUUAUAUAAUCCCGUCUCUCUACUUUCUGAUGUUUCCAUUAGCCUUGCUGCUAAAUGUUGUGGCAGCAUGGGUGUCUCUGCACCUGAAGGCCACKUCCACAUUUGUGGUGUACCUGAAAAAUCUUGUAGCUGCUGACAUCAUUAUGACCUUAAUGAUCCCAGUCAAAGCUGGAGCCAGCCUGCCGGGUGCAUGGCAGCAGUUCGCUGUUCCCACAUGCCGUUUUUUUUCUGUCAUUUUCUACAAYGCACAGUACACCUGCAUUGCCCUGUUGUGCUGCAUCAGUUUGGACCGYUUCUUUAAGAUCAUGAUGCCCCGCAGCACAUUUUUUGGCCAGAGUUUGACCUUCAGCAAAGUGAUGUCAGGUGCAGUCUGGGUGUUGAUGUUUGGAGGGACAGGUCUACCAAAUAUCCUCUUAACUAACAAGCCUGCCGAGAACAUGACAGAAAGCAGUCCAUGCACAAUUCUGAAAGGGCCUGCAGGAAUAGCGUUCCACGAAAAAUCCUCGCUUGCUCUGAACGUUUUCUUUUGGCUUGUCAGCGUGAUCAUUGUGGUUUGCUACAUCUGCAUCGCAAACAAAGUGAUCCAGUCCUACAGAAAGUCCGGUAGCAACAACAGCCAGGGAAAGCAGAAAAUCAAACUACGCGUUUUCUUGGUUAUAAUUGUGUUUUUUGUGUGUUUUGGUCCGUACCACAUUAUAAGAAUUCCAUACACUUUUCAACAAGUCAGYUAUUCUGAUACCCAGUGCUCUAACGCCUAUGAACGUAUCAGAUUUGCCAAGGAACUCAGCCACUGGCUCGCCACAACAAACAUCUGCAUGGACCCGCUUCUCUACGUCUUUCUUUGUAGGGAGUUUAAGGAGAAACUGAUGUCAAUGAUGAAAAGUUUGAUUAUUUCCCUUAAAGGUACCACAGGUACUAAGUUAAGAAUUCCUUUUUCCCACUGA
Molecule: messenger RNA, 1005 nt
Organism: Austrofundulus limnaeus
Lineage: Eukaryota; Metazoa; Chordata; Actinopteri; Cyprinodontiformes; Rivulidae
Product: P2Y purinoceptor 13-like
Exons: 1
Coding region: 1-1005 (334 amino acids)
Biological process (GO): G protein-coupled receptor signaling pathway; negative regulation of adenylate cyclase activity
Cellular component (GO): membrane
Molecular function (GO): G protein-coupled purinergic nucleotide receptor activity
Source: RefSeq, a predicted model, not a curated record